This is a messenger RNA of Salvelinus sp. IW2-2015, 2219 nucleotides long. The record is from RefSeq and is a predicted model, not a curated record. NCBI's taxonomy places the organism in Eukaryota, Metazoa, Chordata, Actinopteri, Salmoniformes, Salmonidae.
CAACUUCCCCACAGAACAGGAAAUAGAGCCCACUAUCAAACAAGUCUCAGUAUUCAUACCAGUUCCAGUUCAACCCCACGUGUGCAAGGUGCACAUGUACUUUAAGACACAAGAACUACAGAUACAAUAUCUAACGUUGACUCUAUGACUGGAGAGUAACCCGGGAGAUCGUUCGACUACAAAGAUGGAGGACAUAGACGCCAUGUUCACUGACCUGCUGGGAGAGAUGGACCUCCUGACACAGGGUCUUGGGUAUGAAACGGAUCCCUCAGAAAUGUCAUCCAGCAGUUCACAGAUAGAAAACAACUUCUCAAUUGGGUUCACAGAUUUGAAAGCAUCUCUAAAUGAGCUAGAGGAUCAUGACCUUGACGCGCUGAUGGCUGAUCUGGAGUCAGAUUUGACGGAGACAGAGGAGACACUGAAUGCAGCCAAGAUGGGACAUGUCCACACACAACAGCACAAGUCUGGCUACUACACCCCGCAACAAAAUGUCCAAGCAUCUAUCCCCUCAUCCCAAAUGUCAUCCUCCUCCUCCUCUCUCCUUCCUGAACCACUAGUAGCGGGAGAGGCUGAAGCACAAGUCAAAGCUGACAAAAUCAAGCUGGCUCUGGAGAAGCUAAAAGAAGCCAAAGUUAAGAAGUUGGUGAUCAAGGUGAUGAUGAGCGAUGGCAGCUCCAAGACACUGAUGGUGGACGAGAGACAGACGGUGAGGGACGUGCUGGAUAAUCUGUUUGAGAAGACCCACUGUGACUGCAGCACGGACUGGAGCCUAUGUGAGACCAACCCUGAGCUGCAGGCUGAAAGGGGGUUUGAAGACCAUGAAUAUCUGGUGGAGCCUCUUUCUGCAUGGACACGAGACAGUGAAAACCAAAUCCUUUUCCUUCUGAGACCCAACAAAUAUCUCCUCUUCAAAGACCCCCAGACAUCCAGGGACCUGGCGUGCUUCAUUCAGUUUGACAAAGUCAACAUCUACACCGCCACUGAUUACAAACAGAAAUACAAAGCACCCACUGACUUCUGCUUCAUCCUCAAGCAUCCUCAGAUCCAGAAGGAGUCCCAGUACAUCAGGUUCCUGUGUUGUGACGAUGAGCUCACUCUCUCCCUCUGGGUCAACUCCAUCAGAGUAGCCAAGGUUAGACUUUACUCAUACCCUUUACUCUUACCCUUUACUAUGGGAGCACCCUUGUACCACAACUAUCAGAGCAGCAGUGAGGGACGAGCCUUAACCACCACCUCCACUCUUGCAUGUGACCAGUCGUGCCUGCUCUCCAGCCCCCCCACACGUUCUACUGGGCACAUAGCAACAGUGAGGGCCAAUGGACACCCUGAUCAGGACUACCUCUCUGAACCGCCCCCAGACUUUAUUCCCCCGCCCCCUCCUGGGUGGGGCUCUGGGGUCUAGGGAUGGAGCUCUGUCCCCUCCUGGGUGGGGCUCUGGGGUCUAGGGAUGGAGCUCCACCCCCUCCUGGGUGGGGCUCUGGGGUCUAGGGAUGGAGCUCCGCCUCCUCCUGGGUGGGGCUCUGGGGUCUAGGGAUGGAGCUCCGCCCCCUCCUGAGUGGGGCUCUAGGGUCUAGUGAUGGAGCUCCGCCCCCUCCUGGGUGGGGCUCUGGGGUCUAGGGAUGGAGCUCCGCCCACUCACCCAUGACUACUGUAGAGGACAUUCUCAACCUACCUACAGACAGGCCCAGUGUUCAUGGACCAGAGCGAUGCUUGCAAAAAUAGCACCUCAGGAGGUGACAGGCCCUGCUCCAAUACUUCAAAAUGCAUUCUUCCUUUCUUCCCUCCUUCUUUAAGUAACUGAUCUGACAAGAUAUGAUUGGACAACGCAAUGCAGAAGACAUUUCCAAACCAGUGCCUGAUGGGAAAGGGGGGAUACCUAGUCAGUUGCACAACUGAAUGCAUUCAACCGAAAUGUGUCUUCCGCAUUUAACCCAACCCCACGAUGCAUGUUCUUGGGUUAUUUAUGUAUUGAAUUUGAUUAUUUAUGAUGAAUUUGAAUUUGAUUAUUUAGUCAGAAUUAAUAAAACCUAAGUUAACCACAGUAAAGCUAUGUUGUAAUUGCAACCUGAUGAAGAUGUACAGCGUGUUGGUAUGAAGCUUUAUCAACACGGACAUAAUUGGCUAAGCCAGAUCAAUUCCUAUAGUAUAACAUGUCGACAGGCAGAUAAACAUGUCUUUGGCAUUGUGCUUCAUGUCUACCAUACAAACUCCUGUUACUA